Chaetomium fimeti is the source of this 2632-nucleotide messenger RNA. Its product is annotated as armadillo-type protein. The record is from RefSeq and is a predicted model, not a curated record. Lineage: Eukaryota; Fungi; Ascomycota; Sordariomycetes; Sordariales; Chaetomiaceae. Gene Ontology annotation, biological process: protein phosphorylation; tRNA export from nucleus. The coding region runs from base 136 to 2574 and encodes 812 amino acids. Gene Ontology annotation, molecular function: ATP binding; protein kinase activity. Gene Ontology annotation, cellular component: cytoplasm. The transcript has 7 exons.
UAACAGGUUGCGGGUUUGCGAUAGCCUCCUUUUCGCGAUUUCCCCUCGACGAGCCGACGAGCCGACGACGACGGCGACGACAAAGCGCCUCUCUCAGAACCCCGAACACGGACCGUACAUAUACGCGCCCCCGCCAUGGACUUUCUCAAGUCGGCUGUUGCCUCGGCGAUGGCCAAGGGGCCGCCGUUCCCCUACAAUUUUGGCGACAAGGUCGACCUCGACCCCUCCAUCUGGACCCUCCACAACGGUACACGACGGGAAGACGGCUCAAACUGCAGCAUCUUCUCGUUCGAUAUUACCACCAACCGCUCCGCCCUGCCCCUUGCCAAGAACGCGCUGAAAAAGCUACGAACACUACGACACCCCGGCGUCAUUAAGGUUCUAGACACGGUCGAGACAGAUUCAUACAUCUACAUCGCGACAGAGCGCCUAGUACCUCUACGGUGGCAUGUCAAGCGGAAGAGUCUCAGUCCCGAAACGGCGAAAUGGGGCCUUUACAGCGUCGCGAGAACAAUCAAGUUCAUCAACGACGAGGCAUCGUCCGUCCACGGUAGUCUCAAGGUUGCCUCUGUCUAUACGACUGAGAGCGGCGAGUGGAAGCUCGGCGGUUUUGAGGUGCUCAGUAACGUCAAAGACGACGAGGCCGUAGUAUAUACCUACGGCAGCCUUGUGCCGGACUCGGGACGGUACACACCGCCUGAGCUAGCAAAGUCGGGGUGGGAUGCCAUCAAACGAAGUCCCCACUCGGCCGUUGAUGCUUACGAGUUCGCCGCCCUGAUCUUCGAGGUCUUUAAUGGCGCUUUCAACGGCGGCGACCAGGCGGGCCAGACCAAGAAUGUCCCACCCAGCAUGCAGUCGAGCUACAAACGCCUAACCAACGCCAACCCCAAGGCGAGGCUCAGCGUCGCCCAUUUCCUUGAACAAGGCCGCCGGAACGGCUCAUUCUUCGACUCGCCACUCAUCAAACUCACCGACGGGAUCGAGAACUUGGGUGUCAAGUCGGAGGAGGAACGGGAAGCCUUUCUAGACGACCUGGAGCAACUUACGGACGACUUCCCUGAGGACUUCUUCAAGAUGAAGGUGCUUCCCGAAUUGCUAAAAUCAGUAGAAUUCGGCGGCGGUGGCCCAAAAGCAUUUGGAGUAGUCAUGAAGAUUGCCACCAAGUUGUCAAAUGAAGACUUCGAGGCGAAGAUCACUCCCGUCUUGAUUCGGCUGUUUGGCAACCCCGACAGGGCCAUCAGAGUGUGCUUGUUAGACAACCUGCCCCUGAUGAUCGAUCGACUGUCACAAAAAAUUGUCAAUGAUAAGAUAUUUCCUCAGAUAGUUACCGGGUUCACAGAUGUUGCGCCCGUCGUCAGGGAACAGACACUAAAAUCUGUACUCACGCUGAUCACCAAGCUCUCAGAUCGGACCAUUAACGGUGAGCUGCUGAGAUACUUGGCCAAAACCGCCAACGAUGAGCAACCUGGCAUCCGCACCAAUACAACUAUCUGUCUCGGCAAGAUUGCCAAGUACCUUGGGACCUCCUCGAGAGCCAAGGUUCUGAUCGCCGCAUUCACGAGAUCACUCAGAGAUCCUUUUGUUCACGCGCGGAAUGCGUCUCUCAUGGCGCUCUCCGUGACAUCAGACUACUUCUCCGACGAGGACUGCGCGCUCCGCAUCGUGCCCGCCGUCUGCCCCUCGCUUAUCGACAAGGAAAAGCUCAUCCGCGACCAAGCGAGCAAAACCGUCGACGUCUACCUGGGCAAGAUCAAGAAAGCGGCAGCCGGCAUGCCCGACUCGGUUCUCCCACCCGAAAGCGCCGUGUCUGCCGCGGGCGGGCCCAGGAUGAGCACCCCGCAACCGGCCGAGUCAGCGGCAGCCUCCUGGGCGGGCUGGGCCAUCUCUUCCUUCACGAACAAGCUAUCCACCGCAGCAGGCGAGAUCCAAUCCUCCCCCACCCCCGUCAACGGCUCGGCCGCGGCGCCGCCCCCGCAACGGCCCGCGACGGCAUCCCAAACCCCCUCCACAUCCUCCGCCUCCAACCUCCACCGCCAGGCCCUCAAAUCCCCAACCCCGUCCGCGUCCCUCGCCUACAAAGACCCCUUCCACGACGACCCCCCACAAGAAGAAGACGACGACUUCAACAACGACGACGCGGCCGACGCGUGGGGCGACAUGGACGACAUGGCCGACGACGACGGCAACAACGACAACGACAACGACAGCACGGGCGCCGGCGCGGCGGGCUUCUUCGCUGAGCCCGACAACAACAACACCAGCAACAACAAACCCACCAAGUCCACAACAAGCACAACCACCCUCCCCAAACGCGAAACCAAACCCGCCAGCGCGAGCGCGACGCCCUUCGACGACGGCUCCGAGCCGGACUUCGCCGGGUGGCUGGCGGCGCAGGCGCAGAAGAAGACGGGCGCCAAGGCGCUGCCGAAGGGGCUGGCCAAGUCUGCUGGUGGUGGCAGCGGUGGUGGGGCAGCCGCGAAGAAGACGGUUGCGGCGAAGCCGAAGACGGUGGCGAAGAAGAUUGAUAUGAAGCCGAAGCAGACGGAUGAGGAUGAUGGGUGGGGUGGGUGGUGAGAUUUGCUUGUGGAAGCUGGGUUGGUUGGGUUACUUGGGUGGUUGGGUUACUUGUGGG